Messenger RNA from Lymnaea stagnalis (great pond snail), 12444 nucleotides. The record is from the annotation of a GenBank genome assembly. NCBI's taxonomy places the organism in Eukaryota, Metazoa, Mollusca, Gastropoda, Lymnaeidae.
AACCAAUCAAUAGUAGCAUCUUGUAAUUGUAAAAUGGCCAUAAAACGCGUCAAUCAAAACAAUGCUAAAGUCACGAAAAAAAAUACCCAUUCUGUUACUGAAAGGUAAAUUGAGAUCGCAGUAUUUUACAGGGCAAGCGCAAACAUUUUGUUGCCGUAAGCAUUUAUUUAUCAAAACUUUGGGUCUGACUUUCCAUUUUAAAAUGAAUAAAGCCGGCAUCGAACCUGGGAGCAUAACAGUUCAAGUAAAAGUCAUAGUCAUAGUAGAGCAUCUCAUACUACAUAUCAUUUUGUUAUUUUUGUAGCUUAAUUCUUUUUUACAUGUAAGAAAAGUAAGUAUGGUAAGAUUAGUUUCGUACUCGCAUCAAUUUAAUGCUACAAAACUAAAACUAUAAAAUUGAGUUAUGUAAAAUAGCUUUAGGUGAACUCUAUACUACUACUUAUCUCACCAGAGUACAGGCAAAAUUCAUCUGUAUUUUAUGUACUUUUUCCGUACUUACAUCACCAGUGUACAGUCAGUUACUUCACGUACUGAUCCUGAGGUAAUCAGCUUUUUCGAUGAGCCAUGGACGCCAACACCUGGAACUGCAUUCAAGCUGCUAAUGUCUGCCAGACUGUGCGCUGCAUUGUGGAGUGUUGUUUCGGAUUGUGACGAGACUUACAACUACUGGGAGCCAGUAAGAUAACAACAGCUAAAUCCACUACAGAUCGAACCAAUGCAACAAGUUUAAUUGACUUUCCUCACUAAUUUGUGUCUAGAAAAUAUUUGAAUUGAAGGCCAGCCAACUGCAAAAUAAUUAAGUCUGGAUCAUUUAAUGUUAAGUACUGAAAGGCUUAACUGUCACUGUCAAAGAAUUUUUUGAGACUCUACACUGGACUACAGACCAUCAUAAGAUUUAUUAAUUCCUAAGUCCCACAGCACUAAUAGAACAAAAUAUCAUUGCAAAAUUUAUGCUUUUAACCAUGUCAAACUUAGUGAUUGUAUUGACAUUGUCGUUAUUCUUUUAACCAUGUCAGACUUAGUGGUUGUAUUGACAUUGUCCUUAUUGCCUUAUUUAUUGAUUUCUCAAAGUUUUCCCACAGGCCCAUUUCUUGAACUAUGGGAGAGGUUUUCAGACGUGGGAAUACUCGCCGGAGUAUGCCAUUCGCUCUUACGCUUACAUCUUGCUUCAUGUCCUCCCCAUGAAGUUAUGUUCUACAUUUUUGGGUGACAACACAGUACGUAUCUCUGGUCAUUUCAAAUAACAUAGAUUUAAUAAUGCUAAUGUACAAGACAUUAUAAUCUUUCAAUCAGAAGAAAAAAAAAAAUAAUGGUAUCACCGGUUUAACUCUUUGAACAUUUUUUCCUUUUUCUAGCUAUGAACGGGCAACAUUUUCAGGUUUUUAGUAAGAUAUAGGGUUUCGUUAGACUAGUAAAAACAUGAAAUCUAAGGUGUUAGUCUACAAAUUUUUGUGAAAUAAAAAAACAAAGUAAAGGAAAAUGAAUGCAGAUUUAUUAUUUUACUUGCGUGAAAGGAAUAAUCAAAUGUUGACAGUAAUCCACACAUGAACACAAUUAUUUACAAAACAUAUUGUUUGUGAUUGUCAGUCAUCUAUACACUGUUUACAAACACUCUGCAAGAAGUGUGUACGCUGCUUAUGCUGAUGAUAUUAAUAUCUAGCUCCUAUUCAUAAUCAACUUUGUGCACUUCAAUACUUCAAUUAACCUAAAUUGAACCCAGAGAAAUCUCCGCUAUCACUUGAAGAAUCGUAAAACAUUGUGAAAAACAAGGCAUUAAAACCCUGAAAACUGUAAAAAAAAAAAUCAAAUCAAAUUUAAAGAAAAUACUUGUAACGCCAUCAAGCUAUUGGCAAAACCUGAAGUACACAAAUUGUAGUCUGGCAAAGUCUCAGAGGUUGCAUGUUUACAACCCUUGGUUGCACUUUCUGACAUUUUGCCGAUUCAGUGGUAAAAACGUUUUCGGCCGCUGUGCCCUGUAAAUGGUUAAAUAAAAGACUUUACAGGGCUAUAAUAAUAAGAUAGGAAAAAAACUUGGAUUUAGUCGGGCCGUAGAAGAGCAAGAUGCUUUAGAUUUAACUUUAUAACUUUAUGAUAAAUUAUCAUCUCCUGAUUCAAAUUUUAUUUUUAAAAUUUGAAAAAUGAUAUUUUUUCAGAUCUUUGUUUUUUACAUGACAAGAUGCAUGCUGGGAGUUGUCUGUGCUAUAUCUGAGAUGCUGUUCUAUAGGUAAAUUUGUCUGGGCAGUAGUGUUGACAUCUUAGUGCAGAAACGUUUUAUUGUAAAUUUUACUCAGUUCAUGUUUUAUUUAAAAUAAAAUUUAUGUCAUACUCAGUAAAAAAAAAACAACAUCUCAUGAGCUGCAGUCCGACCAGAAUGAAUAAUUAAAUUUUUUAUUAAAAAUUCCAGAGGUGUUUGCAAGGUGUUUGGACCCAAUGUUGGGCGCCUGACCCUCAUACUCCUGCUGUUUUCUGCUGGAAUGUUUGCCUCAGCCUCUGCCUUUCUGCCAAGUAGUUUCUCCAUGUACAUGACCAUGAUAGCUUAUGGCAGCUGGUUUGUUGGAGACAUUCAUGUACGUAAAUGGCUGGUUUGUUGGAGAUGUUCAUGUAUGUAAAUGGCUGGUUUGUUGGAUCUAAGGAAAAUGAUUGUUAUAACUAGUGAUGGGACGAUUAAUCGGAAUCGUAUCAGAAUAAUCGAAAUAUCGGGAUUUUUCCAAAGCAUCGGGAAUCUGUAUCGGAGCUGAAAAAUUCAGACCUGAUUCCGAUACCAAAACGAUUCUUAACUGAUUAACUGCCGUAAGCCGGUGACAGCCCAAAGUUUUUUUUCGCAUUAUAAUACUCUUCAUUUUGUUCCGAGAUUUUUAAUUACCGGCAGGAAGUUUAUUUAAAACCACAUGUUAUCAGCAAAAUGUAAAAAAUCUUUUUGCUGUACUAUAUAAUAGUCAAUAAGCUAGCAGUGAUAAAUAUUUUGAAAAAUAAAGCAUUUGAAGGUAAGGUGCUCCGUUUUUCUGAUUUUCGUAAGUUUUUGUUAAAAUCAAUAAUAAAACAUUUUAAAAAGUAGGCCUAUAAAUUAUAAAUUAACAAUAAAAUGGGUAUGUAGAAUCCGAUUUUUUAUUUAUUUAUUUUUGGUGGCAAAAUCUGUUCCUGGGUCAGCGAACUUUUUCUAAAGUAGGUAAGUUGCGGUCAAAUUUUUAAAUUUUUAUUUUAAAACAAAUUUUGUUAUGCUUUAAUUUUUAAUAAACUUGAAUGAUUUAUCUCCACAUAGUAUCACGUUAGAGCUCUUUUAUUUAUAUUUAACAAUCAAUCUAUUUGUUCUGAGUCAUUACAAAUCUUGAAAAGAUCUAAUUUAGUGACAAUAUUUUGAGUUGUUUGAUUCAGAUGAGGCCUUGACCUUUACAAGUACACUGCCUACACAUCUAAUAGUCAGUAUUUUCCACUGUGUUGACCUCUGACCCUAGGUGAAAAUUAUUACUGACUGGACUUCAGUUAAAUGGGCAAGGGGUGGAGAGAGGUAUUGAUAUGGAAUAGCCCACAGUUUUAUUCAUUCACAAAUCAGAACAGUUAAAAAAAUCAAUAGCACCGCAAAAAAAUCAAUAGCAAAAAAAUCAAUAGACCACCUGCCUUGCAUGCAAUGAUCACCCUAAUUUGUUAAGGUGUAGGGCGGAAUUUAAAGCUAUGGAAUAGCUUAUUAAGAAUACAGUAGGCCGGGUAGACCUAUAUUAAGAAAAAAGCAGUUAUAAUUCGUUAAAUGAUGCUGUUAACAAAUAACAGAAAACAAAUUUAUAUUAUGAAAUUUUUAUUUAUUAAUUUCUAUUUAUUUUAUUUCAGAGCCCAAAUUAAUCAUGGCAAGUGGCGGCCAAAGUUUAGCAUGGAUUUUUUUCAAAGUCGACUCUGGAGAUUCAACAAAAGCAAAAUGUAAUGUGUGUGAUCAAAGAAUAUUAAGAGGAAAUAAACAAGGAUACUUGACAACAUCAAAUAUGCUGAAGCACUUAAAAGCUAAACAUAGUGAAGAGUUCGAAUAUGAAAAAAUCAAACGAAAGGAUGAAGAUGAGAAACAAAAGAGACAAGUGACUGUUGGACUGCAAGCAUGUCUAAUUAAUCAUUUAUAAGCUUUACAGCUCACGGGAUUAAGGAUAACUAUGAGUUAAGAUGUGCCAUUUUACAAGUCGCGCCAUUUAAUGAUAAACACACUGCUGUCAAUAUAUGUGAAAACAUAUUAAAUACAAUGCAAGAAUUUAACCUAAGCAGUAGUAAAGUUCAUCUUGUGGUGAGAGACAAUGCAGCUAACAUGGUAGCAGGAAUUGCCCAAGCAAAUUUACAAUCAUUGCCAUGCUUUACGCACACCUUACAGCUGGUACUAAAUGAUGCCAUAUUUGAGCAGCGUUAUGUCAAAGAUGCUAUUGGUGUCUGCAAACACAUUGUAGGACAUUUUCACCAUUCACCUUCAGCAUUUGCUAAAUAUCAAGAGUAUCAAAAACAGUUCAAAGUAUCUGCACACAGAUUUAUACAGGAUGUACAAACAACAUGGAACAGUCAGUACCUAAUGAUGAAUAGGAUACUUGAACAAAAGGCAGCUCUCAUUGCAUAUUGCAGUGAGCAUUCAAAACCAGAGUGUUUGGAAAGUAGUCAGUGGAAAUUGUUGGAAAAGCUUAAAAAAAUAUUGAAAACUUUGAAGAUUGCACCAAGUUUAUGAGCACCCGGGAUGCAACAGCUGCAUUGAUAAUUCCAAACAUCAAAGUGAUCAGGCACUUUUUUGAAUGUGCAGAAUCAAAUGGACAGUUCUCUGGCUUGGGAUCUACAUUAUCAUCAUGGAAAUCAUCAGUUGAACUUAGAUUAAGCUCCUACAUUAAUGAUAAAAACUUAAUUCUUGCCACCUUCCUUGAUCCACGAUUUAAAGAUAAGUUCUUUGAACAAGAAUAUAAUGGCAAACCUGCAGAUGAAGCGCUUGCUUUAUGGCUGUCGGAAGACCUGUCAAAUAGCAUAAAGUGUAGUCACAGUGAAACUGCCAGUCUUCCUGAGUCUUCAGAUUCAGCCCGCAGUGAUGAUGAGCAAAAUGUGGAAUUCAAUUUCAGUUUUGAAAAGUGCUUUGCUGAUAUGAAAAAGAAAAAGAAAGCCAAUCAACAAGAAACAAGCAGUACAAAUGCUACAACCACAACAACAACGAGGCAAUUUUCAGCAGCAAGUAUUAAAAUUAGAACAGAAAUAUCAAGGUAUCUAACAUUUAAACUGAUUGCAAACAAUGAGAAUCCUCUCGGCUGGUGGAAAGCGAACCAAGAAGAACUUCCAAGUUUGGCUCUCCUCUCAUUAAAGUAUUUAUGUGCUCCGCCUUCUUCAGUAGAGAGCGAGAGAAUUUUUAGAGUAGGUGGCAAUAUAGAGAAACCGGCUAGAACCAAAAACUGGAGAGAUGCUUAUGUUUUUGCACUAUAAUUUGCGAGUGCUUCAAUUUGACUAUGAUUAAAUGCAUAUUCUUAUUAUCAACUAUCAACUGAUUGAACUGACUGAAGUUUUUCUUAUUAAAAUGGAAUUAUUUAUAUUAUUUUGAACUCAAUACCACAAUGUAGUAAAUAUAAUUAAUAUUUUAUUUUUGUUUGUUUGGAAUGAAACAAUAAUUAUAAUAAUUACGGUAUACUUUUUCUAAAAAAAAUUAGAUAAAAUGUUAUUUUGUGAAGGUAAACUUUUUCCUAUUUUGUAUGUACAUGAAUGUAUAUUUAAUAUACAGUUUUUAUAUACACAUUUUGAAAUUUUUAUCAAAGACACUAGCUAUAUCUUGUAUUAUUAAAAUGGAAUUAUUGAUAGAUGUGUUUAUAUAAAACCUUUCCAAGACAUUGUUAUCUAGCAUAUUGUAAAGCUUCAAUAGCAAGUUAAUAAACUUUUCUAAUCAAUUCUCAACUUUUAUAUUAAUUAAAUAUGUUAAUACCUGGGCACAGUAAUACAUAUAUGUAAUAAUGGCCAGGAAUCGGAAUCGUAUCGGGAAUCGGGAUAAUUAGGUAGAAUCAGAAUUGUAUCGGAAUCGUUAAAAUUUUUAGUAUCGUCCCAUCACUUGUUAUAACUGAACUACAUUUCUCAUAUUGCCCCAUUGCUAUAGAUAGAAAGCUAAGAUAAUUUAUUCACUCUGUAUUUCAGGUGAGCAUUUUGGCGAUCGCCUGCAGCACUAUCUUAGGGUGGCCAUUCGCCGCAGCACUAGGGUAAGUAACAUGCAGUUUCAUUCAAUUACAUUUGAGUUGCAAGCCAGUGGAAAAAAGUUAUGGAAAAUAAUUCAAUUAUAUUCAUAUUUUUAUAUUUACAGUAACAUAAAAAUAGCCAAAAAAAACCCAUAGAUAAGUCGCCCCCUCCCCUCCCCACUCCCCGAAACAUGUAUAGCAAUUGACGUUUAAAAUCAUCUUUUAGGAUCCCCAUAGCUUUUGAUGCUCUGGUCUUGAAGAAGGAAUAUGUGCACUUCUUGAGAUGGGGUCUUAUAUCUUUAUUGGUCUUCCUGGUGAGUAUGUGGACUUGUUCGAAUGGUGUACUAUGUGUUCAUUGUGGUAUACAUGUUAGAAUGGUCUACUAAAUGUUCAUAUGGUAUACAUGUUUGUAUGGCAUACGACAUGUUCAUAUGGUGUACAUGUUUGUAUGAUUAACAUUUUUUAUGAUCUGAAUGUUUGUAUUGUGUACAUGUUUUUGUGAUGUACAUGUUUGUAUGGUAUACAUGUUUGUAUGGUUAACAAUUUGUAUGAUGUGCAUGUUGGCAUGUUGUACAUGAUUGUGUGAUGUAUAUGUUAGUAUGGUGUAUAAGUUAGUAUGGUGUAUAUGUUUGUAUGGUGUACAUGUGUGAAUGGUGUAAAUGUUUCAUUGUGUACAAGUUUUGCAUGGUGUAUGUGUGUAUACACAUGUUUGUAUGGUGUAAAUUUAAGGUUGCAGGCUGUACGUAUUCAUACGUUCAUUGAGUGUCACUGUUUGCAUGUUUAAAUGGUGGAAGCUGUCCGUGUCCCAUAAAACUCAUUGACAUCUCAUCAGCUGAUCACAAACCUGAUAUUCAUCUGACUUCACACAUUCUAUAAGUCCCAUGUCUGAUGCCAUUUCCUCUCAGGUGCCCACAGUGCUAAUUGACAUGCAUUUCUAUGGCAAGCUGGUGGUGGCCCCACUCAAUAUUGUCUUGUACAAUGUCAUCUCUGGACACGGCCCAGAACUUUAUGGUAACUCAGUUGUUUGUGUCAAGCUAUCAGCAGACAUCAAUGUAUCUGAUCUCAUUUAAAAUUGGUGCUAUUCUUAGUUGUUACAGAAUGAAUAAAUAAAACCAUUUAUAAAAUUGAAUUAAAUUGUUUAAGACUUGAAUUAGGUUUGAAUCAUUUACAAAAGAAUGAUUAUGAAAGCACAGUUGUUCCAAUAAUUUGUACUGUAACACACUGACCCAUAACUCUUUCUCUUCUCAUACAGGUAUAGAGCCACUGUCCUACUAUAUUAUCAAUGGAUUUCUUAACUUUAAUUUUGCUUAUUUCCUGGCUCUGGGCUCCCUGCCAUUUCUUGUAAGUUUAAAAAUCAUAUUUCCCCAGCAUUUGGUAACAUUGACCACCAUUUGAUAAGAUUGACCAACAUUUGGUAACAUUGACCACCAUUUGAUAAGAUUGACCAACAUUUGGUAACAUUGACCACCAUUUGAUAAGAUUGACCAACAUUUGGUAACAUUGACCACCAUUUGAUAAGAUUGACGAACAUUUGGUUACAACUGCCAUUUGGUAUCAUUGACCACCAGUUGGUAACAUUACCAUGAUUUGGUAAUAUUGACCACCAUUUUGUAACAUUGAAUUAUUGACUACCAAUUGGUAACAUUGACUGCCAUUUGGUAACAAAUUUGCCACCAUCUGGUAAUAUUCCCCACCAUUUGGUAACAAUGACCGUCAUUUGGGUACGUUUUGUUAAGAUUUUGUUGUUUGUGAAAAAUAACUCACUUUAAUAUGAAACAUGUAGAUUUUCAUGUUCGGUCCUGGUGAUCGGGGUACAGAGGGGUGCCAGUUGGGAAGCUUUGUUCUUAUUGUUUAGCUCAUUUGUCCUGUGCCGAACAGGCUAAUGUAAUAGACUGGGGCCAGCAGGCUAAUGUGCUGCAACUAACCAGCUUUUUGGUUGUGGCUUAAGGGCCGUGGGUAUCUACCACCAAGUUCACUUGUAGGGAAAUCUAAAUAUAGAUAUUGUGUUAAUUGGGGACACCUCGUCACAAUCCAGAACACAAUCUGUGAUUUCUCUUGUAGGGCAAGUAUAUUGGGGUUUGAAGUAGAGGGGCAAGUGGGGAGGGGGGAUCAGUGAAUACUAAUAAUUAAUUAUAUUUGAUCACAGCCAAGGGUUAAGCUAUAAGGCCAUUAGCACUGGGUCUUUACAAGAUAUUUGAUUUAUUAUCUUCUUUCCUUGGUUCAGGUUAUCACUUCAUGGUUCCAGAGACCCAACUCUCUUGCGAGUGAGUCUAAUGUUUCUUUUCUUUUUCUGUUUUUAAUCACAUGUGUGUUUGUGGGCACCAGCGGAAUUAAGUUGCACCUGGCAAUAGAUCUAUUUAAAAAAAAGAGUUUCCCCAUGUGUUAAUUUUUGUUUAGAGUAUGGUCAUUAUAAACCACAAGGGCAUCCCACUGCACCAUGCCCAUGGCAGCAUUUGAAUGUCAGUGUGAUAUAAUGAAUUGAAAAAAUGUUAACAGAUUGAAUUGCAAAUGUAAGCAAUUGCUAACAACAUAAAGGAAUAAAACCCAGCAGUAUAACCAGCUUAUGCUGGCUGUCUCUAAUUGCAAUCCAUUUUUAAAUAUUUCAUUGAACAACUAACUGCUCAUUCAAAGUGUUUCUCGUGUGAAUGCUUGUAAAUUAAUAGUUGCGACAGUCGCUCUGUAACACGUGUUUAACCAGUAUGAUACAAGUUGAGUAGAAGAACUGGUCUUUUUUAGACUACAGCUUGACCACAACAAUGCCAACGCAAUAAUUGACCAAUCCAAUGUUCUCCCCAGUGUCCACCAUUUAUUUGUCCCUGGCUCCCAUGUACAUCUGGAUUCUUAUUUUCUUCACCAGGCCUCACAAAGUAAGUCCAUCCAGUCCUUAAAAUCGUCCACUGCUCUUUCCUGGACAUCACAUUAACACGGACAUCUUUCUUUUUUUUUUUUUUUUAAAUAGUUAUUUUGUUUCCUUCCAAUAAUCAUUUUAAAUCAUGAUAUUUUUGGAUACGUCAUUUGGGAUAUUUUUGCCCAGUGGUUUGAUUGACACGACCAUUUGCCGUUGUUUUCAUUUUCGUCCACUGCUCUUUCCUGGACAUCUCAUUAACUCGGAUAUCUUUCUUCUUUUUUUUUUUUUAAAUAGUUAUUUUGUUUCCUUCCAAUAAUCAUUUUAAAUCAUGAUAUUUUUGGAUACGUCAUUUGGGAUAUCUUUGCACAGUGGUUUGAUUGACACGACCAUUUGCCGUUGUUUUCAUUGUGAGAGACAGAAGUUUGGGCUGUUUUUUUUCUUUUUCCCUCUGCAUGUUUUCAUCUUUAAUCCACUCUGAUUUAUGAGCUCCCAUGUAGGAUUAAACCCAUAAUUUACUUUUUAAAUGUUUCAGCAUUGAAAUUAUUGUAGAACUUGUUCAUAUUAAGUAAGUGUAAACUUAGAUUUGCCCGGCAGCACCCAAGAUAUAAAUCUGUGUUUGGCUUUGGUCAAAAAUUUUUUUUUUUGCUCACCACAGGAAGAGAGGUUUUUAUUUCCCAUCUACCCUUUCUUUGCAAUGGCUGCAGCCUUGGUGCUCGACUCAGUUCAGGUAAUUCUUUUUGUUGGCUUGAUCUUGUUCCCUAGUCAGUUUGGGGGUUGUUUAUGGUGUGUGAGCAUGUGAUCUUAUAGAUCAUGGGGGGGGGGGGAGGUUUAAGGGAUAAUUGGAGGGGGGGGGGGGCAUAAAUUUUUGAUGUUUUUAAGAACAUUUAGAGCAGUCAAAUGCCCCCUACACAGGGGUCGCCUACGACCAUAGGAAAACACAUAUUUAUGAAGUAGGAACGAAAAGACUUUUAUGGUUGGGGGGGGGGGUCACCACAACAUGAGCAUCUGUAUUAAAGGGUCACGGCAUUAGGAAGGUUGAGAACCACUGAUUUAGAGAUUUUUUUUGUUAAUUAAAAUCAAUGCCUUUAUUUUUUCUCUCUGAAGUAGACAUUUAUGGUAAUAACUUACUGUCCUCUCAGCGACUGCUUGACCUACUAGUGCAAGGAGCAUCUAAAGUGGGUCACUAUACAGACAGAACGAAUUGGGUCACUGCUGGCUUCUCGUUGCUCUUUGCAGCUGUGUCAUUCUCUAGAAUAAUUGCAAUAUACCAAGGUGGGUGAGCACAAGUGUCAUUCUCUAGAAUAAUUGCAAUAUACCAAGGUGGGUGAGCACACAUUCUGUACAUAAUAGUCUGUGAUGUCAAAUAUGAAGCUUCAAUUUUGUUUACUAUAUACAAAUAUUGUAUAUAUCUGAGGUCAGUUGUUGGUUACAUGUGUGUGUCAAUGGUCAGUUGUUGGUUGUAUGUGUGAGUCAAUGGCCAGUUGUUGGUUACAUGUGUGAGUCAAUUCAGUUUUUUUUUUUUACAGAUUUUACAAACAUCUCAUUUAAUACAGAGUAACGUGCACUCUUGUGUGAUUGUUUAAAAAAAAAAAAAACCUUUAUUUAUUCUUAACUACUUUAAAAACCAGUCCUUAAUUUUUUUUUUUUUUACAGAUUUUACAAACAUCUCAUUUAAUACAGAGUAACGUGUAUUCUUGUGUGAUUGUUUAAAAAAAAAAAAAAACCUUUAUUUAUUCUUAACUACUUUAACAACCAGUCCUUAACAGCGUGACACUUUCCCCUGCAGGUUACCAUGCACCAUUAGACAUCUAUGUGGAGCUGCACAGAGUGGCCUUUGACCCCAAGAUCCACACACUGGCACCAGACAAGCCUGUCACCGUCUGUGUAGGCAAAGAGUGGUACAGAUAUCCAAGCUCAUUUUUCCUGCCUAACAAAAAGUAAGUGCAUUUUUUACAUGCAUAGCUGAAUACAAGGAACAUCACAGAUUUAAACGAAUUCCUAUUCUAGCUUAGUUCUAUUCAUUUGAACUCUCAAAUCUCAAAACUGUUCCUAUUCUAGCUUAGUUCUAUUCAUUUGAACUCUCAAAUCUCAAAACUGUUCCUAUUCUAGCUUAGUUCUAUUUAUUUGAAUUAUGAAAUCUCAAAACUGUUCCUAUUCUAGCUUAGUUCUAUUUAUUUGAAUUAUCAAAUCUCAAAACUGUUCCUAUUCUAGCUUCGCUCCAUUGACUUGAGCUAUCAAAUCUCAAAACUGCUAAAAAUAAAUCACAAACUGAACGUGUCCUGUAAUUUAUAAUGCUUUUAAUAUCAUUAUAUAAAGAUUGAAAAUAAUAAUCUCCUUUUCCCACCUCAGCUGGCAUCUGCAGUUCCUGCAGUCAGAGUUUAAAGGGAUUUUACCCAAAGCUUACGAAUCAGGACCAGAUGCAACCAGAGUUAUUCCCUCCAACAUGAAUGAUGUAAACAGAGAGGAGCCCUCUCGAUAUGUAAGUUACUGGUCCUUUUUAGAAAUGUUUCUGACAUGCAUCUCCGUGACAAUUUCUUGUGCCGGUGUUUGUCAGAUAUAAGAAGUGGGCAUUACUGUAAACACAUUUUAAUUCUGAAGACAACCAUUGUAGCUAUGCUUUGAUUUAUGCCUUCCAUUCACGUUACAGAUAGACGUAAGUCGCUGCCAUUACCUGAUUGACAGGGACUCAGAGGACUGGACAUCACUAGAGCCAAGGUAUACAACACAUGCAGACUGGACGGUGGUCAAACAAGCCCCAUUUAUAGAUGCCAACAGGUAACUAGUGUAGCUCUUAGACUAGCAGGUAACUAGUGUAGAUCUUAGACUAGCAGGUAACUAAUGUAGCUCUUAGACUAGCAGGUAGCAAAUGUAGCUCUUAGACUAGCAGGUAACCAAUGUAGCUCUUAGACUAGCAGGUAACUAGUGUAGCUCUUAGACUAGCAGGUAACUAGUGUAGGUCUUAGACUAGCUGGUAACUAAUGUAGCUCUUAGACUAGCAGGUAACUAGUGUACCUGUCAUACUAGCAGGUGACUAGAGACGCUAGAUUCCUUGACCUAAUCUAUAAGUGAUCACUAUCCGCCCACAGGUCUCACAGAGUGUUCCGAGCCUUCUACAUUCCAUUUUUCUCCACCCAUCACUGCACUUACACAUCUUACAGUUUGCUCAAAACCACAAGAAGUAAGAAAUCUACAAGGCAGGUCAAAAGGUCAGGAGGACACAAGGUGGACAAGUGAUUUCACCAUUUCCGUUAUGUUUAUUUAUAAAAAUGUUGAUAGUUUCCAAGUUCUUCCCCUUUACACCACAAAUAAAUGUAAUGGUAUAAGUGUGAGCCAGAUUUUUAUUAGUAUUUUAUUUUACCAAAGUGGCAAGAUCCUGCUAAAUCCUGGUUUGGAAAUGUAUAUUUUGUCUGAGGGAUGAUUUCGUAAAGUUUUUAUGUGGAC